AUCUCCACCAACGACUUCAAGGUGGGCGUCAACAUCGAGGUGUCCUCCGCGCCCUGGAAGGUCGUCGAGUUCAUGCACGUCAAGCCCGGCAAGGGCAGCGCGUUCGUCCGCUCCAAGAUCAAGAACUACAUCACCAAGUCCACCCAGGAGAUGACCUUCCGCGCGGGCGAGAAGCUCCAGACCGCGGACGUUGAGAAGCGCAAGAUGCAGUACACGUACAUGGACGGCGAUCAGUACGUUUUCAUGGACAUGGAGACCUACGAGGAGACCCGCAUCAACGACGACGACUUCUCCAAGUUUCUCCUCGAGGGCCAGACGUGCGACGUGCUCUCGUGGAACGGCAAGGUCAUCGGCGUGGACCUCCCGCUCACCGUGGACCUGGAGGUGACCAUGACGGAUCCGGGGAUCAAGGGCAACACCGCGUCCGGCGGCGAUAAGCCCGCCACCGUGGAGACCGGCGCCGUGGUCACCGUGCCCCUCUUCAUCCAGAUUGGCGAGAAGAUCAAGGUCGACACCACCACUGGCAAGUACCUUUCCCGCGUCAAGGAGGAGAAGUAA
Micromonas commoda is the source of this 558-nucleotide messenger RNA. RefSeq lists its product with no specific name. The transcript has a single exon. Gene Ontology annotation, biological process: peptide biosynthetic process; translational elongation. The annotation marks the transcript as partial. Lineage: Eukaryota; Viridiplantae; Chlorophyta; Mamiellophyceae; Mamiellales; Mamiellaceae. The record is from RefSeq and is a predicted model, not a curated record. Gene Ontology annotation, molecular function: translation elongation factor activity. Gene Ontology annotation, cellular component: cytoplasm.